GAGCUCUCUGCUGACCCAAAAUUCAUAAGCGAUGGAGUAAGCCGUUUCGAUGUAGAACAGGGGGAGCUUGGUGAUUGCUGGCUUCUCGCAGCAGUCGCAAACCUUUCUCUGUACCCAGACCUGUUGGAACAGGUGGUGCCACACGACCAGACUUUCGAUAACGAAUAUUGUGGCCUUUUCCGUUUCCAUUUUUGGCAUUUUGGCGAAUGGGUUGAAGUUGUUAUAGAUGAUCGCCUGCCUACGCGAAACAACCGACUCGUCUUCCUGCACUCGCAUGACAAAAAUGAAUACUGGUCUGCACUGUUAGAAAAAGCAUACGCUAAACUCUUUGGCUCUUAUGAGGCCCUUAAGGGCGGCAGCACGGUAGAGGCGUUGGAAGACUUCACUGGUGGUCUGGCUGAAUUCUACGACCUACGCGGAAAGCAGCCGGCUGAUCUCGAGCAAAUCUUGCAUCACUGCUAUACCAGAAAGUCUCUGAUGGCCUGUUCCAUAAACGCCGAUCCAAAUGUUGUCGAAGCGCGCCAAAGCAACGGCCUCAUUCGUGGUCAUGCUUAUUCAAUCACAAAAAUUGCAGACGUAUGUUUUACAGUACAUUAUUUAAAGCCAUCUCCAAAGUUUUGUGAUUUUCGCUCUUGCUUAACAUCACACGAUACCAAUGGUAGGUUUAACAAGGUAGUAUCCAAACAUCGCGUUUCUCUUUACAUUACUAAAGCAGUAAGAUGUAUUAGGUAA
This is a messenger RNA of Dibothriocephalus latus, 732 nucleotides long. The record is from the annotation of a GenBank genome assembly. NCBI's taxonomy places the organism in Eukaryota, Metazoa, Platyhelminthes, Cestoda, Diphyllobothriidea, Diphyllobothriidae.